Molecule: messenger RNA, 2899 nt
Organism: Larimichthys crocea (large yellow croaker)
Lineage: Eukaryota; Metazoa; Chordata; Actinopteri; Sciaenidae
Gene: r3hcc1
Product: R3H domain and coiled-coil containing 1
Exons: 9
Coding region: 210-1436 (408 amino acids)
Molecular function (GO): nucleic acid binding
Source: RefSeq, a predicted model, not a curated record
CGGAAGUCGGUGCUUCUGAGGCGAACAUCUGCUUCCGGAAGCUAAAUACUGAUCGCUAGCUACUGAGCCACUGCAGCAUGUUACUCUAACUGUGGUCACCUCCGCUCCUCUGGGAACAGCAUCCUACUAACACAAGCCCAAGUCAGAAAAGUCACUUUAGCCGUAACAGACCCGGCCCCCUCUGUCCACCCUGGCGGGCUCUGGUUUCGAUGGCAUUUAACUGUUACCUCCCAAAGCAAGAAUGUCAAUUCAUGCAUCUUGUUCGGGAUGAGCUGGAGACAUAUCAGCAAAAGAGCAACCGCAAGAGUGUGCUCCUGUUUCCCCCUCUACCCAGCAGACUGCGAUACCUGAUCCACAAUCACAUAGAGGAGGACCCAGAGCUCACCACCUUCUCAGUAGGGGAGAGCUGGUGCCGUAGGGUGGUGGUCUGCCAUACUGAGCUCAGGGGAGAAGCAGAGGAAGACAUUGACUUGGAGAGCAACAGCAGCUUUUGCGAAGAUCCCCUAACAAGCAGAAGUAGGGAGGAGAAGGAGGGCAAUGCCAAGCCAAAAUCUUCAAACCCAUCACGAAGCAGAGGACCUAAAAGACCAGACAAACCCCUUUACAUGCCACGAGCCGCUCGUGAGAGACUGUCUUUACAGAACUCACAAGGACCCUCAGGAGAGCAAGAGUUACCCAGUCCAGCUUCGAGUAGCUGCAUCAGCACAUCAACUGAAUCUUGUUCCUGUCCCGAAAUUAAAGACAACACAAAGUCUUCAUCGACAUCCAGACGGGAACAUCUCCCCAGUGUAGUUGACAGUGUCGUCAACCAUGUUGCUGACAGUCCAGCGCUUUGUGCUCAGGUGCUGACACUGCACGAAGCUGAGCCUCUUGUCUGGGACCAGACGCAGACCUGCUUUGCUGUCAUGAGUCUGGAGGAGGAUGAGAAGGACAAGGAAGCCCUUGCUAGUGUGGCCUGCAGUGACGUAACUGAAGAGAUCAAGGCACAGCUGAAAGAGGCAGUGAGUGUUUCCAUUGAGCACGCUCACAAUGACUACACCAUAUAUGUGAAUGUGUGUGUCAAUAUCAACCCGGACGAGUUUCGCCACGUGAUUGAGAUCUAUGACUUCCCUCCCUUAUUCAAAACCGAUGACCUCCUGGAUGCUUUUACAGAGUACAGUGAUGGUGGCAUGAAGAUCAAGUGGGUAGACAACACACAUGCCCUGGGGGUUUUCUCCAGUGAGUCAGCAGCGACCCACGCCCUUUCCAUCUGCCAUCCCCUGCUGAAAACAAGAACGCUGGCUGAUGGGAGUAAAAAAGCCAAAGGCAAGGCCAUGAGAUCGGCAGAGUUUAUCCAGCCAGUGAAGGAACGUCCUAGGACAGACUGUGCUGUUGCCCAGCGGAUGGUGACCAGAGCCUUGGGGCUGCAGGGACGAGGCAGACUGCAGCGAUACUGAAGGGAAUCGCCAACAGUGUUGGCUAAUGCAGGUCUGCCUCCAUCCUCUGGCCCUCUGUAGAGGCUCUACAGCGACCACAAACAGCCAGCUGAUCAUUGAGAGUACGACUACUGUCCAUCACUGUUUGCCUGCUGUGCUGAUGGUACUGCAGGUUUGCAUGAUGAAGGAGGAGACUGCCACACAUCCACCCUGCUUAAGUGUCCUCAAGCAAGACACUGAAUCACCACCAGCCUGAAAACUGCAGCUCUGUUGCUGAACCUGACCCCAGUGGACAUUAUGAACAAAUGGUAAAGGCUGUUGAGGAAAACUGAAGAAGCUCUUUGCUUGUGUGUUCCAUUUCCAGGCAGGGAAAUUAAGUUUGUCACUAAAUUGGUUGCAUAAUUCUACGUAUGUAGUAAUUCCUCUUUAACUUAACGUUGAAUUAAUCCGCAGUUUACUUCUCAGGAUUUGGUUUAAUAAAUCUACCACAUUGUGUGUUGUAAUCACAGUCAGAAUUUUAUAUGGAGUGUACAGCUUCAACUGACAAAUGUAAUGUAAAUGAUUUGUCAAAGAUGUAACACUAAAUAUUGUUUUCAAGAGAUACAGUUGUAAAGAAAAACAACAACAUGUAACUGCAAAGUUUUACUGCACUGGACUGUACGUAGAUAUUUUCUAAUGUUUUAUUUCAUUUUAAAAUGUGUUUUAUUUUUUGUAAAGAUGUUGCGAGAUUCUCAGUUUUUAAUAUUUAUUAUUUUCCUCUAAAUAACGAAAAACUACCAUAGGAUUGCAAAUCAAAUGUUAUUUCUUACUCUACAUUAUAUACAAGAGAAAAUAUUACAUGUUGGUUUUUUUUAUAUACUAAAGUUUGCUUUGGAAACUUGGAAAUGUUAAGUCCUCUGCACCUGUUAUUGUACUGACUUAACACCUGUCUCACCUCUGUAAAGCGGCUGUUCAAAAUGCUGUUAAGAGAGAAUUAUAUAAGUUUGUAUAUAGUUGAGAAGAAGAUGUUGAGUAUUUUAUUUUUUUGUCAUAAUGAAGUGUGUUGUUUCCCUGAAAUCAUUUAUGUGCCUGAUGUCUGUGGUAUGUCUCUAUGCAUAACCUACAGAUCGGUGACAAUGUAAAGGAAAAUCAAAAAAUCAAGUGUCUUAAUAAGUUGCUGUGCCAACACAACAGCUUCAAUGUGGUAUCUGAACUCUCCUGCAGGGAGAUUAUCAGAUGAUAUUCUCUCAUUUGUGUUUGUUUCUCUACAGUGGUUAGCACUGUCACCUCACAACAAGAAAGUUCCUGGUUCAAACCUCAGCUGGAUGGAUGGAUGUUUCUCUUCUCAUUUAUUCAUGUUUUUCCUUUAAUUUGUCACCGAUCUGUAUGUUGGUCAACUGUAGAAUUGAACUGCAUCCAUUGAGUAAUUUCAGGGAAAAGAAGACCGGAUUGUAGCAUUAAAUACUGCACAAUCACAUAACAGUAAAACAUAUAAAACUAUACUU